Molecule: messenger RNA, 1553 nt
Organism: Sesamum indicum (sesame)
Lineage: Eukaryota; Viridiplantae; Streptophyta; Magnoliopsida; Lamiales; Pedaliaceae
Source: RefSeq, a predicted model, not a curated record
UUGCCUGCCCUAUAGCUGAAGAACAAAAGGUUAAUCCCCUCUAGUCUAGCUGAUCAUAGCCAACUCUCAUCCCCCGCCGCUCAUAGUUCUUGCUUUCAUCGAGUGUAGAAGCCUUACGGAGGAGUUGAUGAGCAGAAUAUCCCUUUAAGAAACUCACACAUUGCACACAGUAAUCCUUGCUUUCUUGAGGCUGAAGAUGAGCUGGUGGUGGGCUGGAGCUGUCGGCGCUGCAAAGCAGAAAAAGUUGGAGGAAGAUGAGGCACCCCAGAAGCACGAGAGCGUAGCCCUGAUAAUUGGGGUAACUGGACUCGUGGGCAACAGCCUGGCGGAGAUCCUACCGCUCUCCGACACUCCUGGUGGCCCUUGGAAGGUCUACGGCGUCGCCCGCCGGCCCCGUCCUUCCUGGAGUGAUGACUAUCCAAUCAACUACAUCCAGUGUGACGUACUCAACCGUGACGAUACACAGGCCAAGCUUUCAACUCUCACUGAUAUCACACACGUGUUUUACGCCACCUGGACCAACAGACCCACCGAGGCUGAAAAUUGCGAAGCCAAUGGCAGAAUGCUUCAAAAUGUGCUUGAUGCUGUCAUCCCUAACUGCCCCAAUUUGAAGCACAUUUGCAUGCAGACUGGGAGGAAGCAUUAUGUCGGGCCUUUUGAGGCCUUUGGAAAGUUGGAAACACAGCUCGAAACUCCGUAUACUGAGGAUAUGCCUCGAUUGAAUUACAUCAAUUUCUAUUACACUCUAGAAGACAUUCUGUGUAAGGAGGUUGAGAAGAAGGAAGGUCUGACUUGGUCUGUGCACAGGCCGGGCACUAUAUUUGGAUUCUCACCACAUAGCAUGAUGAAUUUGGUGGGGACCCUUUGUGCGUACGCAGCUAUAUGUAAGCAUGAGGGUAAGGUUUUGAGGUUUCCAGGGUGCAAGGAGGCCUGGGAUGGUUAUUCGGAUUGCUCCGAUGCUGAUCUGAUUGCUGAGCAUCAGAUAUGGGCAGCGGUGGAUCCUCAUGCAAAGAAUGAGGCUUUCAAUGUGAACAAUGGAGAUGUGUAUAAGUGGAAACAUUUGUGGAAGGUGUUGGCGGAGCAGUUUGGAGUGGAAUGUGGGGAGCAUGAGGAAGGGCAGACGAUAACGUUUGAGGGGUUGAUGAAGGAUAAAGGUGGAGUUUGGGAUGAAAUGGUGAGGGAGAAUGGUUUGACGCCUACUAAAUUGGAGGAUGUGGGAUUAUGGUGGUUUGCAGAUGUUAUAUUGGGAAAUAAGUGUUUCUUGGAUACGAUGAACAAGAGUAAGGAGCAUGGGUUUUUGGGAUUUAGGAAUUCCAAGAAAUCCUUCAUUUCUUGGAUCGAAAAGGUGAAAGCUAACAAGAUUGUUCCUUAAUAUGAGGAUAGCUGCUGCAGAGUGUACUCUAAGCUUGGUGGACAAGUAUGCGUGUUUCCUUAAUUAGUUUCAUGUUAUCUCUUGCUUUCCGAUUCAAAGAUGUUUGUCAAAGAAAGGGAAUAAGACUAAAAAUAAUUAAAGCUGUUGCUAUAUAUAAUCUUUAAUAAUACGUAUGGUAAGG